GUACAGAGAAGGGUUACUACCUGUCCAUACAGUGUAAUCAGAACAGGUGUUGGUGCUCUGACCAGAGUGGGGGCCUCAUCCCAUGGACUGUCCGGCACAGACAAGCAGGUCUGCAAUGUACGACUGAAGGUGUCCCGACAACCCGGUGUGAUAGACUCCACAACGAAGGAGUCACCAUAGAGUGCGAUGUUCUGGGAGUGCCAGCCCCCAAAGUCUGCAGAGCAACCUCCUGCUGGUGUGUUAGCAGUGCUGGAGAUGAAAUACCCGGCACCAGAGGUAACCAGGAUAUAACAUGUCCUGAGCGGGCAGAUGCUUGUGUUUUGGAGAGAGACGGGGGAGUGGUAGCUGCUGAUAUUUGGGGACUGCCUCUUCUUGGAUCUGUUUAUCCACAGUGCGACAUUUGGGGCAGAUACCGUAGUAAACAGUGCAGGAACGGGGAGUGCAUCUGUGUGGACACUGUCUCAGGUGUACCACUGGAGGACACUAGCUGUCUGUCUGACACAACAACUACUCUCUACUCCAGCUACUUUGGCGAGGACAUUCAAAUAGAACCUCUUGUUGAACAGUCCCCGUCUUCCUGUUUGUCACAGCAAGAACUGGUCAGUCUGAAUUUAACAGACCACGAGAUCUCAAUGAAGCUGCCACUCUGUUCAGCUGACGGUGGUUAUUUCCCUCAGCAGUUCAGAUCGGAUAUUGGGUCGUGGUGGUGUGUUGACCCCCAAUCUGGCGAGGAACUAUCAGGUGGGAGAGGAGCUCGACACACCCUGCCCUGUUCCGGAGCUGGACUCGGUCAGGUUCUGUUCCAGUCCGUUAAAAUACCAGGGUGUGUAACGGAUGAGAUAGUCAGGGUGGUUAAAGAGGAUGCUAGCAGUGGUCUAACCUGUGAGGAUUACCUCUACCACUCUGUUCAGUGUUUAGAUGAUGAUGGUAACCAGUGCUUCUGUGUUACCUCUGACACGGGCAUCCCUCUCUCGCUCUCCUACUCUCGCCGCUUCCUGCUGUCCUGUCCGGACAUGCCGGAGACAGCGUGUUUGAGGGAGCAGUUCCAGGCUUGUUCUGACGACACAACCCCGCUACUUCUCUCCUCUUGUCCUGAGACGUGUGAUCGGGAAACGGGCAACUUCCUUCCUCUUCAGUGUGAUAAUGAUACUUGCUAUUGUGUCAACAUUAUUACUGGCCUGGAAAUCCCGUACAGUCAUGGUCGAGCAGGAGGGUUCAAGUGCUCUGAGUUUGGUAGGAUUAUGGAGGAUAACAGAACAGUGUGUCAGAAGCAGGAGGACAGGAGGUGUGAUGCUGUCUACCACGACUCACCUGCGACAGAAGGAUGUCACAUCUUGUGGUGCGAGGGAGAGAAGUACAGCGCUAAACAGUGUGACGGAGAUGAGUGCUACUGUGCUGAUCCUGAAACAGGAGACGCAAUUGACUACGCAGACUUUGGUCGCUCUGACUUCUCGUGCGGGAGUAACGGGCAAGUGCUGUACAGCAACCUGACGGUGUGCCAGCUGCAGGAGCUGAUGCUGUGUCCCAGUACGUACUACCCUCAGUUUGAUGCGUAUCUCAGACCCCUCGCCUGCCCGCUGCCGCUCUGUUAUCCUGACGGAAGUUAUCAUACUCAACGGUGCCUAGGUGAUGUGUGUGGUUGUGUGGAUAGAGAAACUAGCGCUAGUAUACCAAACACAGUACACACUCACGGUGUAAAGAGAUGUGACGAGGAAGGGAACCUAAUCGAGGACAAGAGGUCGACCUGUGAGAAAGAGAGAUCUAAGUUCUGUGAGCCUCAGUCUCUGGACGGUAUCAGGGUGGUACCUCCAGACUGUCCCGCUCUCCACUGCAUUGGCACUGGAUUAUUCAGUCCUCUGCAAUGCAGUAACGCUGAAUGUCACUGUGUAAAUGUAAACACUGGUGAGGAGUACCCGGGUACCAGGAGUGAUGAGGUCGGAACAUUUGACUGCGACUACGCCGGCAACACCUUCAACAUCGAGGAGGGUAAUGGGGGGCUUUGUGGGGAACAGACGGAGAAAGAAUGUGACGGAGAAGGAGAGUGGUUUGUUAGGGAGCAGUGCACGUCUGAGUACUGUUACUGUGUCUAUCUGGACAGUGGGGAGGUCCUCGUUGGAUCUGAACAGGUGGUAGGUGUGCCUGUGUGUCCCGCUCUGAUCGACACUAGAACUAAGUGUCAAGUCCAGCACGACAGGACAUGUGUUAAGACGUUCCAGGGAGGUGAGCUUGUUGGAGAGUGUCAGACUACACGGUGCAAUGAAGAUGGGAGCUUCCUAACUCAGUACUGCAGCCAGGAGACAUGCUGGUGUGUUGAUAGAGAGUCAGGGGAGAGGGUCCUGGAGACUGAGUUCCAGCAGGGUACACAUUACUGUAACGAGGUAUCGGAGAGGGUCUACCUGCCUCCUUGUCUCCGACAAGACGCUCUGAUCUGCACUGAUGAGGGACUGUAUGCUAGCAUGCAGUGCGAUGAAGUGAAGUGUUUCUGUGUCUACUCUGACUCCGGAGAGGGUGUGUCAGGACAGUUUGAGGUGAUGAAUACUGUUGAGUGUGCAGAGAGGAAUGAUACUCGAGGUCCGUGUCAGAAGGAAAGAGACCGUACCUGUGAAGGUGAUGAGGACUGUUCCGUGCUAACAUGUGAUGAGGAGGGUAACUACCUGGCUCUCCAAUGUCUCAGAGGUGAUGUGUGUAUCUGUGUCGACCAGAGUUCUGGACAACUCACCUCGCCUGCUUCACAUGUGGUAUCAGACGUGAUAUGUGCUCCUGACGGGGAGUUGACAGAGUACCCGGAGUGUUUUAACCAGGAUGAGCUGGAAUGUGACGGCAGUGGAACUUCUCUCCAUCUCAGUGCUACAAUGAUGGAACUUGUUUCUGUAUGUACGGAGAGGUAGAUGGAGAAUGUCUGGAAGAUUCUAGAACGCACUGUGAGCGAAGAAGAGAAUACCAAUGCGAUGACAACGAGGACUGUCCUAUCCAGUGUGACAGUGAAGGGAAGUACGGACAGUUUAAUUGCGAAGAUAACCUUUCUGAGGGCCGGUGUGUGGCAGGAGGGUUCUUUAAACCUCACCACUGUACUGGUGACAUCUGUUACUGCGUGGAUAUCAAUACUGGAAAUGCGAUUAUAGACACCCUGAGCCAAGGAAACGACUUCUACUGCUCGCCAGAUGGACAAAUAACGGACAGAACACUUUGUCAGGAACAAACCUUCUACUCUUGUGAUGACUCUGGAUAUUUCCUCCCAGUUCAAGAAGUAGAAGGAAGGUUUGAAUGUUUGCACAUUGAUACUGGAGCACCUAAUUACCAUGACAGUGUAUGUGCACCAUCCUACGACCUGAGGACUGAAUGCCAAAAAGUGAGUGAUGACAGGUGCCCGUAUAUUUAUCAGGGAGUAUCUUAUGUUCCAGAUACGGGAUGUGAAACAGUGCAAUGCGACCCUGACACUGGUCUCUUCCUGGCAAAGCAGUGUCACAAGGGCGUCUGUUACUGUGUUGAGGUGGAUAGUGGGGUUCUUGGAGGACGACCUGAGAGCCCAGAAACAGAGUUCUAUUGUCUUGACUCUGGAGAGCUUGUUGUUCUGACUCUCUGUAGGAAGCAAGGGGUUCUAGAAUGUUCAACAGAUGGGCAGUUCACUCCAGAGCAGUUUGUUAAGGAUGUCUAUUUCUGUGUGUUUUCAGAUUCCGGCGAGGUAAUUGAGGACACUAAGUCUAUUACAGCUGAUAUUGAGUGCUCCAUAUUGACCGAUCAAAGAACACCUUGCCAAAAUGCCCGGGACGAUAUUUGUCCAACUGAACUUACGGAAAUGAACGUCUAUUCCAGACCAGAAGAUUGUACUGCUCUGACAUGCGAUGCCUCAAGUGGAAGAUACUCGAUAAAGCAAUGCUCUGAUGAUGACAGCUGUUUCUGUGUUGACCCUGCCUCAGGGUCGGUCACCUCUGACUCAGCACCUGAUCACACCUUUGUGUGUGACGAGGAAGGUGUGAUGACAAUCCUCACACUUUGUCAGCAGCAGGAUCUUCUGAUCUGCACUGAGGAGGGUGACUUUCAGUCCAAACAAUGUUUCUCCGACCAAGGUCCUUGUUACUGUGUAUAUUCCGAUUCAGGAAUUUUAGUUCACAACUCUGAUGUGACAGUGUAUAGGUGUGAUGUGGUUGUGGAUGAAAGAACAGACUGCCAGCUUGUUCUAGACGAAGAGUGUCCUGCCAAACUCAGGUCAGAUCACUUAGCAAGACCAGGAGACUGUUCAGCUUUAUCCUGCACGGAGGACGGAGAAUUUCCUACCAUGCUCUGUGUUGGAAAUGCUUGCUAUUGUGUGGAUAUUAAAACAGGGACUUUGAUAGAGGACACUAGAGGACCCAGAGACACGUUCGUUUGCAGUAGGGAGGGUGAGAGACUGAGAUUGACUCCAUGCCGACGACAAUCCCUCUACUCUUGUGACAGUCGAGGUAAUUUCCACGCUACCCAGUGCGACCCAUCAGGAGAGUGCGUGUGUGUGUUUGUGGACAGUGGUUACAUUAGAGAGGCAGUGGAGUGGUGUGAUGCUCAGGUGGACAACAGGACCGACUGUCAGAAGGAGAGGGAUGCAGGGUGUGGUAAUCUGAGCGAUUGUUUCCUUCCUGACUGCGAUUUCCACGGUAACUAUGAAAGAGAACAGUGUAGAGGAACAGAAUGCCAAUGUACUGACCCCUUCACCGGGGAACCAACCAACGACAACAAGUUCCGUUCCGGAUCCCAUUGGUGUGACGAGAGUGGAGCUCCUCGUCUUAUCACCCUGUGCAAGGCUCAGGGCUUGUUGGAGUGCGACACUGAGGGGAACUUCGAGCCGGCUCAGUGCAACACUAAGUUCUGUUUCUGUGUGUACUUUGAUACUGGAAAUGUUAGGGAGAACACUGAGAGUAUAUUCUUCCCUGAAAACUGUCCCGUACUCCGAGAGGACAGAACACUCUGUCAGAUAGCCUCCUAUAAAUCCUGUCCUAAACAGAUCCGACCUGGAACUACAGAUAUCACCAGGGACGAGGGAUGUGAGUUGCUGGAAUGUAGGGAUGACGGAUCCUUCUACCCCAUGUACUGCGAGGGUAACAUAUGUUGGUGUAUGGAUGUGGGAAAGGGACAUGAGAUUGAAGACACCAGAGGAGAAAAGGACUCCUUCCACUGUACAGAACAGGGAGAAAAGAUAGUGUACUCGGGAUGCGAGCGGAGGAGACAUAACGUGUGUGGACUAGACUUUGACAGGCAGAACAGCAGAUGGAUCAUGUCUGAGGAGUGUAACGAGUAUCCGUGCGAUCCUGUGGACAAGCUCUUCGUUGCUAAACAGUGUCUCGGGCCACACCUUUGCUGGUGUAUUGACCGAUAUAACGGAGACGUAGCCCAGGGUUCAGUGAGUUCUAACUGCUCACUAGAGUGUCACUCUAACAACACCUACACCAUCUCUCCAUGCGUGCAAACCACCAGCUGUCUGGAACAAACUGUCAAGGAAUGUGACUACACUGGGGAGUACUUCCAGUUCCAGGUGGCCCAAGAUGGUGUACCUAUUUGUGUGUAUAUGGACUCAGGGAGGUACAUGCCCUUCUCGGAGGCGGGGACUAACGAAUGUACUCGAGUUAGAGACAACAGAGGAAACUGUAUGGUGGAUUACCAUGAGAGUUGUACGAGAACGUUCAACAGUGCAAUCGGGGAGUACGAGUAUCCACCGGACUGCUUCAGACCAAAAUGUGCAUCCGACGAAAGGUACGUGUCAAGACAGUGUGAAGGUGAGAUAUGUUGGUGUGUAGAUCAGGACACCGGAACUAGACUUCCUGGUACCACCGGGGUCAGCUACCAGGUUGAGUGUGCGCCGCCUCGGUCAGGCCGUUGCACUGACCAGUACCAGCUGAGGUGUGACGGGAGUUACUACAAGGAGACCCAGUGUACUGACAGGUUCUGUUACUGCGUCUUCAUCGACACUGGCAAGCUAAUAUGGGGGUCAAUGACUCGAGGAAUCGCAAACUGUACGAGGCAGUACGAUACUAGAGGUCACUGUAGACGAGCUAGAGAAGAAACUUGUCGCAUGUUUUACUUCGACUACACAGGAACAUUCGGCACACUACCUGGGUGCGAGUUUGACAAAGAAUGUGACCGUGACGGUAAUUUCCCUAAAAUGGAAUGUGUUGGUGGUACCUGCAUGUGCACAGACCCCAGAACCGGAGAAGUACGCAGGGAGACUAGCGGGCCUAGCGGUACCUUCACUUGCAACGAGAAGGGGGAGAAGAUUCUUAUCAUUCUUAGAGAUAAGACCAAGUGCGAGGUUGAAGGAAUUGAACAGUGCACCCCAGAAGGCUGGUACCCGACUCCUGAUUGUUCCAAUGGGGUAUGCUACUGUGUCUAUGCUGAUUCUGGAACCCCAAUCUAUGGUACAGAGGUUCCUGGCGCAUUUCCUGACUGCGAGGAGGAAUUUGACGACCGUUCUAUUUGUAGGAAACACAAUGAAGCAGUUUGUCCCCACGAGUAUAUAGAGGGUAGGAUAGUUAAACUAAGUUCCUGUCCCCUGGUGCUAGAGUGCUGGGAUAACGGUCUCUUCGCUCCUAACCAGUGCAGAUCUGAUGGAAUGUGCUUCUGUGUCAAUGUCACGGAUGGUGAACUUAUCGAGGACUCGUUUGGCGAGAGAGGCAAAUUUGCGUGUGACGAGUUCGGUAACAUUGAGGUCCUACCCACCAACCCUCCGACGUCUUGCCAAGCACAGGACCAGCUGACUUGUGACUCGUUCGGGAACUUCUUGCCAAGACAGUGCACUAAACCAGUCUGUUUCUGUGUUUUCAUGGACAGUGGCCGAGUGGUACCAAACAGCUUCACCACUGUUCUCGGGGCAACAGAUCAAGUUUGUGAGGAGCUGCUUGACACGAGGACUGAGUGUGAGAUACGGAGAGAUGAAGCCUGCAUGCCAGUCUUCAAUCACACCACGUACGAGUUUGAAAGUACGGAAGAGUGUUACAAUGUGAGGUGUCGGAGUGACGGCACCUUCAGAGCGAUGCAGUGUCUCUCCAGAUACGCCUGUCACUGUGUUAACACUCAAUCUGGAGAAAUGAUUACAGGAAGUUCGACACCAGUAGGACAGUUAGUUUGCGGUCAGGAGGUGUGUGAGGGAGAUCAGUGUUCCUGUUUCGACGAACGAGGACGACCCUUGUCACGUGUCUCAUCUCCUCCCUGCUUCUUUAGGUUGGAAGCAAUGCGGUGUCCUGAAAAGAGGAAGAUACACCAGAGAAUGGGAUCAAGAUAUGUUGUGCAGUGCGAUCCUGAUGAUUCAGACAAGUACGAUUUAAAGCAGUGUUACCGAGAUAUCGAGUGUUGGUGUGUUGACCCCUUCAACGGGACUAUGAUAGAGGGAUCUAUGGGACCUCCUGACUCCGUUAUUUGCAUAUACGACCCACCGUGCGUACGACAACAGAAAGCAGAAAUUGCUUCAGCUGUCAGUGUAGAAGGUUUCUAUCCUGUCUCAAUGUACUCAAUCACUCAGUGUGAGCCAGAUGGAGAAUACUACCCACAACAAUGUAACGUCCGUUCCAAGGAAUGUUGGUGUGUGGAUCAUGAGACAGGGGUCGAGAUAAAGGGUACCAGAGCGUUGCCCUGGGUAUCAGAUAUUAAGUGUGUUCGGAUACUCCCUCCUAAGUCAACACAGAGAAGACCUAAAGUUACAAUCAAGUGUCCGAGUAAUCGUGAUCCUGUGUUCUGUCCCAGGAACAACUGCAACCGAGCGAGAUGUGCGGCCUCCCCGAACGCUGCAUGUGUACAAUACAAGUGUCAGUCUUGUGGGGCUGUGUUCUACGACUCAGAGACUCUCUACCCCGUCUCUUGCUUACAAAACAAGCUGCAGUGUUACUACGCUGACAGAUACUACAGACACGGAGAAGAGUUUGAUAUGGGCUGCAGUUUAACUUGCUUCUGUUAUAUGGGAGGAUUACGCUGCAGACCGCGGUGUUUGCUGCAGAACAGACCGGCCUGUCCUGAUCCGGUCAUCGUUCAGGACCCACUGGAUCCUUGCUGUAAAGUUUACGCUUGUAGAGAUAAAAGUUUCAUGGCAAACUCGUUAUCUAUGUUCGACGAUCUGAAAAGUCGAAGGAGGAGAGACAUUAAAUCCGAUUUGUUACAGUUAGAAUGAUCAUUUUAUUUGGGUUAUAAUUUUUUUAAUGGAUUGCAAUGAAGAUGUUGGUUAAUUUAUCAGGUCGAACUGACUCUGAUUUAAAUUUCGUGCAUAAAUCAAAUGGACUUAUAAUAUGACAAAUUAAUGACAAGAUAGAUAAACCAAAACCGUGAUCCUAUACCAGCUUUCUUUAAGAUUUUAACAUUUUGAUACCAGAUAGAAUUUUCAGAAACUUAUUUACACAUAGGUUCUAUCAAAACUUAUUUUUCAUUUCCUUCGACCCAACCAACUUAAAUUUGAUGUCCAAGAUUGGAAUUGAUAGUAUUAUGGGAUAGAAUAUGUACAGCGACCCCGUGACUUAGAAUUUUAUGUUAUUUAACUGUUAUAACUUUGCUAUAUCGAUUGCAAUUUGAACUCUUUUACUCUUACGUUUAUUAAA
Messenger RNA from Bolinopsis microptera, 8546 nucleotides. RefSeq lists its product as uncharacterized. The record is from RefSeq and is a predicted model, not a curated record. Bases 2873 to 8125 code for a protein of 1750 amino acids. The transcript is spliced from 37 exons. NCBI's taxonomy places the organism in Eukaryota, Metazoa, Ctenophora, Tentaculata, Lobata, Bolinopsidae.